Phragmites australis (common reed) is the source of this 420-nucleotide messenger RNA. Its product is annotated as probable calcium-binding protein CML21. The transcript has 2 exons. Gene Ontology annotation, molecular function: calcium ion binding. Bases 1 to 420 code for a protein of 139 amino acids. The record is from RefSeq and is a predicted model, not a curated record. Lineage: Eukaryota; Viridiplantae; Streptophyta; Magnoliopsida; Poales; Poaceae.
AUGGCCUCCCAAGCCAAGGGUCAGGCUGGAGCAGCAGGCAGCCGCCUCCCCUGCAGAGAUGGAAGCGAUGUGGCCACCGACGCCUCUACUGGCGACCGAAACGGUCCAGCUCCCGAAGAAGCCGUCAAGAUCAUCGACAUCUCCAAAGAGGGUAAGGAGGAAGACGACGCCAUACUCAAGACAAGCUGCCGCAAGAAUAAAGAGGAGAUGAGGGAGGCGUUCCGGGUCUUCGACGAGGACGGCGACAGCUACAUCUCCGCGGCUGAGCUGCAGGCCGUGCUCGCGCGGAUGGGGCUGCCGGAGGCUGGGUGCAUGACGCGGGUGCGCGACAUGAUCGCCGCUGCCGACCGAGAUAGGGACGACCGCGUUGACUUCGACGAGUUCGAGGUCAUAUGGCCGGUGGCACUGAUGUCUAGUUAA